UCGUGGGGCAUUUCAAAGUUUCUGAGAAGAAGAAGAAGAAACAGUUUUCUUGGGAAACAAAUACACACACCUGGGAGGCGAAUUAGCCGUCCGAUCGUGUGACUGAUCUAGGUUUUCUUCCACGAACGAUUCAUAGACCUACUCAAUCUUCCUCCGUUUCCGCCAUUGAUGGGCUGCAUCUGCUUCAAGUCAUGGCGUCCCCGUUUACCUCACUCGUCCAAUACCGCCACCAUCGUCGACGAUCCAGAGAACGCCGGAGAGGAUGCCAGAGAAUCUUGUCCGAGUUUCCGCGAAUUCAGCUUGGAGGAGUUGAGGAUCGCCACCGACGAAUUUUCCGCCGGAAACAUAGUGUCGGAGCACAACGAAAGAGUUCCUAACAUCGUCUACAAAGGGAAGCUCAAUGACGGCCGUGCGGUCGCCGUCAAGCGAUUCCAGAUGGGUGCUUGGCCUGAUCCUUUCGAAUUCCUCGAUGAGGCUCGAGCUGUGGGGAGGUUGAGGAGUGAGGAUAUGGCAAACUUAACCGGGUGUUGUUUAGAGGGCAACGAAAGGUUGCUUGUUGCUGAGUACAUGCCCAAUGGAAAUCUUGCAAAGCAUCUCUUCCACUGGGAGAACCGGCCGAUGAAAUGGGAAACAAGGUUAAGGGUUGCACUGCAUACCGCAAAAGCCUUGGAGUUCUGUAUUGACAAGGGAAGAGACUUGUACCAUGAUCUUAAUGCCUACAGGAUAUUGUUUGAUAAGGUGGAGAACCCGAGGCUGUCUUGCUUUGGCCUUAUGAAAAGUAUCCAAACAGGAAAGAGCUAUAGCUCGAAUUUGGCAUUCGCCCCUCCUGAAUAUUUGUCCUUAGGUACUGUGAUGCCAGAGAGUGUUAUUUUUAGCUUCGGCACAGUAUUACUGGAUCUCAUCGGCGGCAGACGCAUUCCUCCAUAUCAUGCACUUGAUUUGUUCAAGGGCAAAAACUUGUUGGUGCUAAUGGAUUCAGCUCUGGAUGGUCAGUUCUCCGACGAGGAUGGAACAGAACUAAUGCAUCUGACUUCCCGCUGUUUGAGGACUGUACCCGAAGAGAGGCCCAGCAUAAAGUUUAUUGUCUCGACUCUUACAAAACUUCAGAAACGAGCUGAGUUAUGGUCCAAUGUCAAAGGGUCCACCACGCCUUCUCCAUCAUACGGUCUGCCCGAAAAGAAAGGAGGUGGGAGUAAACCAGAGAUGCAGCUGAUGUACUUGACGCCAUUUGGAGAAGCAUGUUGGAGAGUGAAUCUUAGCACCAUACAUGAACUGCUCGAGAGACUCGGGUAUAAAGACGACGACGCAUUCACGAGCGAGCUUUCGUUCCAAAUGUGGACGGGCCAAAUGCAGGAGAAUUUGGACUACAAGAGGCACGGAGAUGCUGCUUUCCGGGCCAAGGAUUUCGAAACUGCCAUUGAAUUCUACACAGAGUAUAUGAGCGGAGCAAUGGCAGAGUCACCGACAGUAAUGGCCAGACGGUGUCUGUGUUACAUGAUGAGCGAUAUGUUCGAGGAGGCGCUGAGCGAUGCAAUGCAAGCGCAGGUGGUCUCACCCGAGUGGCCGAUAGCUCUGUACCUACAAGCGGCUUCUCUCCUCAAGCUCGGGAUGGAGGCCGAAGCUAAUGAAGCACUUAGAAACGGCUCUGACCUUGAGGCUCACUAACCCAACUACUACUACUGCAGCUGUACAGGUUCUUUAACACUUCUCCUAAAAUACGAAACACGCAUACAUAUAUACGCCUAUAUAUAUAUAUAUGUUUCAACUUCUUUGGUUUUGUCUGAGAAUCUCUGUGUGUGCACCUUUUGCGUGCUAGUCUUUGCCGAUAUGUAUUCUUAACAUAUUCAGCUUAGUAAGAGACUUAAACCCUGGGAUUUUUUUC
Messenger RNA from Tarenaya hassleriana, 1882 nucleotides. Its product is annotated as probable serine/threonine-protein kinase At5g41260. Gene Ontology annotation, biological process: protein phosphorylation; brassinosteroid mediated signaling pathway. Lineage: Eukaryota; Viridiplantae; Streptophyta; Magnoliopsida; Brassicales; Cleomaceae. The transcript has 10 exons. The record is from RefSeq and is a predicted model, not a curated record. Gene Ontology annotation, molecular function: ATP binding; protein binding; protein kinase activity. Bases 169 to 1665 code for a protein of 498 amino acids.